Molecule: messenger RNA, 675 nt
Organism: Closterium sp. Naga37s-1
Lineage: Eukaryota; Viridiplantae; Streptophyta; Zygnematophyceae; Desmidiales; Closteriaceae
Source: the annotation of a GenBank genome assembly
AUGAUCGACCGCUUCAUCAACGUGGAUGUAGAGGGAAGGCGCGCGGUCCAGCUGAUGAGGUCGGUGCAGUUUCUGUGCCAGGAGGACGCGCCCAUCAGCAUGUUCCCAACGCUGAUGCGGCAUCUCGCUGAGCAGGACUCCCCCGACAUCCCAAAGCAACCCUACGGGGUGUACCUCACGAGAUCUCGCCAUGGUGGACAGCGUUGUGCGGACGCUGGCAGAACGCCUGGGCAGCUCAAGCCACUGGAGCCAGAGGUCGAUGUCACAGAGGUGGCAAAGACCGUCGAGUCGAUCACCGGUGACCUCGAGCACAGGUACCUCAACACCAACGCCUCGUUUGGUGGAAGCGGCAACGGGUGGCAACCGAAGUUUCUGACGCUGUAUGGGAAGCGGUCGGGGCAGACGGUCAAAGUGUGUCAAAGGACUGCGUCAAUCGGCUCCUCUGAUGAUCGGAAGCGCAAGGGGAAGCAACCGGAGGAGGGAGAAGAGGGACCCAGUGAGCCGACUCUCGAGGAGGAGUUCGUGGAGUCCGGCAACGAGGGUGACGAGCGGGAGAUGGAUCAGGAGAUUGAGCAGUCGCCACCCCGAGAUUACUCAGACGAAGAAGACAACCCCUUUCUGUCCGAUGGCGAGGAGGGGGAAGAGACUUACCACAUGGAUAAGCCGCUACACUAG